UUCGAGAAUGGACUAAAAACUUUAGUUACAACUCUGUUACAGUUAAACAUGAACGGUUAUACUUUAGUUUUACCUGACAUGAUUGGAGGUAAUGGAUAUAAUGGAAUGACACCUGAUGCUGAACUCUUGGUUCGUUGGUCUCAAGCGAAUGUCUUCAUGCCUGCCAUGCAAUUUAGUUUUCUUCCUUGGGAAAUUCCAAGUGAUAAGUUUGAUACAGAGAAGCUGAUUAAAAAAACUAUCGAUUUACAUAGUGAAUAUAGUGGAGAAAUAUUAAAGGCUAUGAAUGAGUCGAUUGUGAAUGGUACUCCAGUUAAUGCUCCCAUUUGGUGGAUCGAUCCUUUGGAUAAGGAUGCACUGAAAGUUAGCGAUGAAUACCUUUUAGGUGAAAGUAUAUUGGUUGCACCAGUUAUGGAUCAAGGGGCAGUUUCCAGAGAUAUUUAUUUACCUGUUGGGUCUUGGAAGGAUGGAAACACUGGAGAUAUUUUCAUUGGACCAAUCAAUAUAGAAAAUUAUAGUGCGCCUAUUGAUAUCUUACCAUACUUUAUAAAACAAUAAUUAAAAUAUACAUAACACAUAUAUUUCAGUAUGUAACACAAAUUAAAAUAUAUAAAAUAAAAUGGUUUCUAUUAAAUA
This is a messenger RNA of Aethina tumida (small hive beetle), 633 nucleotides long. Its product is annotated as SITS-binding protein-like. The coding region runs from base 49 to 555 and encodes 168 amino acids. NCBI's taxonomy places the organism in Eukaryota, Metazoa, Arthropoda, Insecta, Coleoptera, Nitidulidae. The record is from RefSeq and is a predicted model, not a curated record. The transcript is spliced from 4 exons.